This is a messenger RNA of Diaporthe amygdali, 3279 nucleotides long. RefSeq names its product Peroxisome biosynthesis protein PAS1. The transcript has 3 exons. NCBI's taxonomy places the organism in Eukaryota, Fungi, Ascomycota, Sordariomycetes, Diaporthales, Diaporthaceae. Bases 1 to 3279 code for a protein of 1092 amino acids. The record is from RefSeq and is a predicted model, not a curated record. Gene Ontology annotation, molecular function: ATP hydrolysis activity; ATP binding. Gene Ontology annotation, cellular component: peroxisome; cytosol; peroxisomal membrane. Gene Ontology annotation, biological process: protein import into peroxisome matrix.
AUGUCUCAGCGCAAGGCCACGGCCGCGGAGAUAUCGCUUGUCCAUCUCAAGAACUGCUUGGUCAACCUCCCGGCGUCCCUCGUCUCCCUGCUGGUGAAUGUCAAUACUCCCGUUCAGAAUGUCAUCGUCGAGCUCAGCUACCGAGAUGCAUCCCCAACCGACAAGUCCUCCGCGCCAGCGCCCCAAAAGUCCAUCUACCUCGGAUGGACUGGCAUGCCCAGCAAGAAGAAGAUAGCCUCGAUAGUCGGAAGAGAUGGACUGGGCGGCUCAGGCCUGCGAGAGCAGGACGUUCCCCUCGUCGAACUCGAUCCGACUCUGGCCAACACACUGGGGCUGCACGAAGGCCAGAAGGUCAUGACGACCAUCCAUACGGACCCUCCUCUGGCGCAUACAGUCAACAUCGAGCCCCUCACUCCCGAUGACUGGGAAAUCAUCGAGCUGCAUGCAACAUUUCUGGAGCUCAACCUUCUCUCUCAGAUCCGGGCCCUGCCGAACCCUGCCUAUUCUCCGCCAGCAGGCACACAGUCAAGUCCGCACCCAUUGACCCUCCAUCUGUCGCCCACUUCGACUGCAAAUAUCAGGAUAUUGUCUCUCGAACCAGCUCAAUCUUCCCAGACCCCGUUCUCCAAGAUUGCCCCUGACGCCGAGGUCAUCGUCGCGCCAAAGGUGAGGCCAAAGUCCUCACGCAGCAGCAGGGAGAAUCGGAGUGUCGCGAGCACAUCUCGGAAGAGCGGAAGGAGCUCAACCAGCACAGUGAGACGGAGGAGCCAGCGGGAAGAGCGCAAGCCUGCCCUGUUCCUGCGAGGUGUCGACAGGAGGCUCUGCGAAGACUGGUUUGACGAUGAGGCCGGAGUCGAAGAACUCACCAUCUGGGUCGACCGCGAACUUUUGGUCUCCAACGAGUUCAGAGGGUUGAGAUGGGUUACAGUGUAUCUUAUGAGACCAUCGAGUCUCCAGGAGCCAGCGCCUAUGCAAGGACAACAAUCCCAAGCCCCGGAAGUACCCGAAUUAUCGAGAUCCGGUCUCAGGGUCGUGGCGCAACUCAUGCCCUGGGACGAUCCUCCGAAUGGUCAGACGGCAGCAUUGUCAACAAUUUUAUGCUCUGCCUUUGGAAGUGAGGGUCUGGUUGGAGGGGUCGUCAAAAUUGAGCCCGCUCCUCAGCCUCUUACGAAAAAGUCCAUACUUAAGUCCGUUACCGAGACUGAAGAUCGACCUUCAGUGCAGCAAUUGAAGAUAUAUCCGUUCACCAGUGAUACUGCAGCGCAAGCUCUUGGUCUGAAGUUCGGCGGAGAGACCAAGGCCGAGCGUGAAGAGGCUGCCAAAAGGGUCAAACAUAUAUACGAUGGAAAACGCGGAAAGAGUCUGUUCGAUGGUCCCCUGACAGAUGGACUGAUAUUGACCACCCAUGAUGGAUUGGACUCGCCACCUGGUUGGGAGGGAGCAGUCGUCAAAUUCCACCCCCCGCCCGCCUCCCAAGGCUCAGCGAAGGAACCAUCUCACUGGAUCCUGGGUUCUGACUGGCAACUUCCCCUCGAAUUUCAAGCCCCCAUUCCCCGACCAGCAUGGCUUUCAGAAUCAGACUCAACCGUUGUUCCCCGAAAUGUCGGUCCUUUGGUGGGCAUCGACUCGCUGCUUGAGGAGCUCAAAUCCCACCUUUCCCAAUUAUCUUCAGUCCUCCUCACCGGCGCCCUGGGCUCCGUUCCUGCUAAAGACGAGACUACUUCAACUCAUGACGGCAGUCGACCUACAACUGCUAACGGCAGUGCUACUGGUGAAGAGAACGCUUGGAUGGACGGGGCCAGCCCACCGUCCAGGCAAGAAUCUGCACCAUCGCCAAGUGGAUUUUCCAUUCAACCGGACCUGGAUCUCCUGGACAUCGCAGGAGAGACUGACGGUUAUAUGCCCGGAGACCUGAGCCUGCUAAUUUCACGGGCUCGGAAUGAGGCCAUCAUGCGAUCGCUCACCGAUUCUACUGGUGAUGCUGAGAUCAGCGCCGUGCCCUUGGGUCGAGUCGACUUUGAAAACGCUCUCAAAGGUUUCACACCCGCGUCCCUGCGCAACGUGACGCUGCAGAGUUCAACGACUACGUUUGAAUCCAUCGGUGGUCUAACGGACACACGCCAGGUGCUGUUGGAAACACUGCAAUAUCCAACGAAGUACGCACCGAUUUUCGCACAAUGCCCACUGCGACUUCGCUCCGGUAUCCUCCUAUACGGGUAUCCCGGGUGUGGAAAGACACUUCUGGCCAGCGCUGUGGCUGGGGAAUGUGGCCUGAACUUCAUAAGUGUCAAGGGCCCUGAGAUAUUGAAUAAGUACAUUGGCGCGUCAGAGAAGAGCGUCCGCGACCUCUUUGAACGAGCCCAGGCUGCCAAACCUUGCGUAUUGUUUUUCGACGAGUUCGACUCUAUAGCACCCAAGCGUGGUCACGACUCUACCGGCGUAACGGAUCGGGUGGUCAACCAACUUCUGACGCUGAUGGAUGGCGCGGAAGGUUUAUCGGGCGUCUACGUGCUCGCAGCCACCUCGCGUCCAGAUUUGAUAGAUCCGGCUCUUUUGCGGCCGGGGCGAUUGGAUAAAUCUAUACUAUGCGAUUUCCCCAACCUCGAAGAAAGAGUGGACAUCAUCCGGGCGAUCGGCAAGAAGGCCAAGCUCAGCGAAGCGGUGCUGGAGUCCGACGAGGACCUGGCAGAGAUUGCAAGGCGAACGGACGGGUUUUCUGGUGCGGAUCUGCAGGCCUUGAUCUCGAAUGCGCAACUUGAGGCUAUUCAGGACGUUCUCAAAGACACGGAGACUGUAGGAGGCGCAAACGGCAGCGGCCGACGGCCUGCAAAGCGACAUGGCGCCGGCAAGUCAGCUGGGCCGCUCCCGCACAAUUUCGUGCAAUUCCGUUAUGGCGAAGAUGGCUCUGGCGAGGACAUCGCGCCUCGUGGGUCGAACAGAUCUUCUGAGCUCGCUGAGCAGGCCAUGAUCGCCUCAAAGCUGGAAAGCCUCAAGGUGUCAAGAAAGAGGGCCAAACAGCAAAGAAGCGGGCCCAACGCGAACAACGAGCCUGAUGCGGCUGUUGCUGGUGCGAAGUCUGGGGGUGACGCCCAGGAAAAGGAGGUCAUCAUCCAGUGGAGACACCUAGUCAAGGCUCUCGAUGGUACGAGGACGAGCAUAGGCCGCGAGCAGCGGACAUUGCUUCAAAGGAUCUACAGAGAGUUUGUGGUGGGGCGCAGCGGGGAGAUGAGGGAUGGUCAGGGGAGCAUGGAGGUUGGAGGGCGGAGCAGUCUCAUGUAG